AUGUGUGUUGACUAUCGGGAUUUGAACAAAGCUAGUCCGAAAGAUGAUUUCCCUUUACCUCACAUUGAUGUAUUGGUUGAUAGUACUGCUAGAUGCAAGGUAUUCUCCUUCAUGGAUGGAUUCUCCGGGUAUAACCAGAUCAAGAUGGCUCCAGAAGAUAGAGAAAAGACGUCGUUCAUCAUGCCUUGGGGUGCUUUCUGCUACUUAGUAAUGCCGUUUGGGUUGAUAAAUGCUGGUGCCACUUACCAGAGAGGCAUGACUAAAAUAUUCCAUGAUAUGAUACAUAAAGAGAUUGAAGUGUAUGUGGAUGACAUGAUUGUCAAAUCAGGCACUGAAGAAGAACAUGUUGAGUAUUUGUCGAAGAUGUUUCAACGUUUGAGAAAGUACAAACUCCGUUUGAAUCCUAACAAGUGUACCUUCGGUGUUAGAUCCGGCAAGCUCUUGGGUUUUAUUGUCAGCCAGAAGGGUAUUGAAGUAGAUCCCGACAAAGUCAAAGCUAUCAGGGAAAUGCCUGCUCCAAAGACAGAGAAACAAGUUAGGGGCUUUCUAGGAAGAUUGAACUACAUCUCCAGAUUCAUCUCUCAUAUGACUGCCACAUGUGGGCCGAUAUUCAAGUUACUCCGUAAAGAUCAAGGGAUUGUUUGGACGGAAGAUUGCCAGAAAGCUUUUGACAGCAUCAAAGGGUAUUUGUUAGAACCUCCGAUUCUUGUCCCUCCGGUCGAAGGGAGGCCUUUGAUCAUGUAUUUGACUGUGUUAGAAGAUUCUAUGGGCUGUGUGUUGGGUCAACAAGACGAGACUGGAAAGAAAGAGCACGCCAUUUACUACUUGAGUAAGAAGUUUACUGAUUGUGAGUCCCGAUAUUCUAUGCUUGAGAAAACCUGUUGCGCUUUGGCAUGGGCUGCUAAGCGUCUUCGUCACUAUAUGGUUAAUCACACUACUUGGUUGAUAUCCAAAAUGGAUCCGAUCAAGUACAUUUUUGAGAAGCCGACUUUAACAGGAAGAAUUGCUCGUUGGCAGAUGUUAUUGUCCGAGUAUGAUAUUGUCUACCGCACUCAGAAAGCCAUCAAAGGUAGUAUUCUUGCUGACCAUUUAGCUCAUCAACCAAUUGAAGAUUAUCAGCCUAUCAAGUUUGAUUUUCCAGAUGAAGAGAUCAUGUAUUUAAAGAUGAAAGAUUGUGAUGAACCAUUGUUUGGUGAAGGUCCUGAUCCAGACUCUAAGUGGGGUUUGAUAUUUGAUGGGGCCGUUAAUGUCUAUGGUAAUGGAAUAGGGGCGGUUAUCCUUACUCCAAAGGGUACUCACAUUCCUUUCACUGCAAGACUCCGGUUUGAUUGCACGAACAACAUUGCAGAAUAUGAAGCUUGCAUCAUGGGUAUUGAAGAAGCCAUUGACUUGAGGAUCAAAAAUAUUGACAUAUAUGGAGAUUCAGCUCUUGUGAUUAACCAGAUCAAAGGAAAAUGGGAAACUCACCAUGAUGGUUUGGUACCUUACAGAGACUAUGCAAGACGUUUGUUGACUUUCUUCAACAAGGUGGAACUGCAACACAUUCCUCGGGAUGAGAAUCAAAUGGCAGAUGCCCUAGCUACUUUAUCUUCAAUGAUCAAAGUGAAUCAUGGCAAUGACGUGCCGCUGAUCAGUGUCAAAUUCCUUGAUAGGCCUGCUUAUGUGUUUGCAGCCGAAGCAGUUUUCGAUGAUAAGCCGUGGUUUCAUGAUAUUAAGGUGUUUCUUCAAACUCAAGAGUACCCUCCUGGGGCAUCCCGUAAAGAUAAGAGAACUUUAAGAAGAUUGUCUGGUAACUUCUUUCUAAGUGGAGAUGUUUUGUACAAAAGGAACUUUGAUUCAGUUUUGCUCCGAUGUGUGGACCGACGAGAAGCAGAUUUAUUAAUGCAUGAGAUACAUGAAGGCUCAUUUGGGACCCAUUCUAGUGGAUAUUCAAUGGCUAAGAAAGCAUUGAGGGCAGGCUACUACUGGAUAACAAUGCAUGCUGAUUGCCAUCACUAUGCCAAGAAAUGUCACAAGUGCCAGAUUUAUGCAGAUAAGAUUCAUGUACCACCAUCUAUGCUCAACGUUAUCUCGUCUCCGUGGCCAUUCUCUAUGUGGGGCAUUGAUAUGAUUGGUCGGAUCGAACCAAAAGCUUCCAAUGGACAUCGUUUCAUACUAGUGGCCAUUGACUACUUCACCAAGUGGGUUGAAGCGGCUUCUUAUGCCAAUGUGACCAAGCAGGUGGUGGUCCGGUUUAUCAAGAACAAUAUCAUAUGUCGCUAUGGUGUCCCUAACAAGAUUAUCACGGAUAAUGGGGCAACCCCUUUUUCCUUGGUGUAUGGUACGGAAGCGAUACUUCCUGUAGAAGUUGAAAUCCCGUCUUUGAGAGUCUUGAUGGAAGCUGAGUUGUCAGAGGCUGAAUGGUGUCAGAAUAGGUACGAUCAGUUGAAUUCGAUUGAGGAGAAGCGCAUGGCUGCUUUGUGUCACGGACAACUAUAUCAGACCAGGAUGAAACAAGCAUUUGAUAAGAAGGUUCGUCCCCGUGAAUUUAAAGAAGGAGACCUGGUGGUCAAGAGUAUCAAGUCUUUUCAACCGGACCCCAGGGGCAAGUGGACACAUAAUUAUGAAGGUCCCUAUGUAGUGAAGAGAGCUUUCUCUGGUGGUGCUUUAAUUCUUACAACCAUGGAUGGAGAGGAUUUACCUCGUCCU
Messenger RNA from Medicago truncatula (barrel medic), 2688 nucleotides. RefSeq lists its product as uncharacterized. The transcript is spliced from 2 exons. Gene Ontology annotation, biological process: DNA integration. The record is from RefSeq and is a predicted model, not a curated record. The annotation marks the transcript as partial. NCBI's taxonomy places the organism in Eukaryota, Viridiplantae, Streptophyta, Magnoliopsida, Fabales, Fabaceae. Gene Ontology annotation, molecular function: nucleic acid binding; RNA-DNA hybrid ribonuclease activity.